AUGGGGCCUUUUCCUGUUGUCUGGAGCUGGAUGCUUCUGGCUACCUUGUGCACAGAUGCCAGCUUUGUAGACCAAAAUCCCAGAUGGAUCCUGGCCCCUUCAGGACAGGCUGUGACCCUGCAGUGCAUCCUGAAGGACACCCAGUACCCCUGGAUGGGCUGGUAUCAGCAGGAUCUCCAGGGGCAACUCCAGCUGCUGGCCAUGCUGCGGAGCACUGGAGACACAGAGAAGAUAUCCUUGUCUGAUGCCAACUACCAGCUCACUCGGAGCAGUGACACUGAACUGAGGCUGCAAGUGACCAACGUGACGCAGAGCAGAACCCUGUUCUGCACCUGCAGCAAAAACACAGUGAGAAGCCGUCCUGGGGGCCCUGGAAGUUGGCUUAGUGUGUCCCAGGAGGCCCCUAGCACUGCAAUCUCAGGCCCUAAUAGUGAGCCACUUUCUUAUAUCAGGGAAUGGAGAUCAAAAGAGAAUUGGAGUGAUGGUUUUUCUGAUUACACCAUCACUAGGAAGAUCACAAUCAGCUACUGCAAAGAGACAAUUAUGGAGGAGAUGGCAAGCUGGGAAGGCUCUGGACCAUCUUCUCAUAAAGGAGAGCCACGUCCCUUUUCUGGCAGCUCUGAAAGCAGAGUCAGAGGAUGGAGUGAUGGAGAAUAUUGUUGCUCUGAUGAGACCCUUCCUGCCCAGUGCCUGAAAGCUCCCUAA
This is a messenger RNA of Sorex fumeus (smoky shrew), 705 nucleotides long. RefSeq lists its product as uncharacterized. NCBI's taxonomy places the organism in Eukaryota, Metazoa, Chordata, Mammalia, Eulipotyphla, Soricidae. The transcript has 4 exons. Gene Ontology annotation, molecular function: peptide antigen binding. The coding region runs from base 1 to 705 and encodes 234 amino acids. The record is from RefSeq and is a predicted model, not a curated record.